AUGGCGUCGGCUUUCCACACGUCGUUCUUUCAUGGAACUGCAUCCCCACCGAGGCCUGGAGUCCUGCCUUUCUCUGCUAUAACGAAUACUGUCCAUGCACGUCCAGUAGCCUCAAGGAGCAGAGUCCGUUCCUUGAGCCGAGCGCCUGUGACGUGCAAGGUGGCAAACGACCAAGACCUCUUGACGCUCCAGGAUGUGGAGCAGGCAGCAGCAGCGUCGGGAUUCUCCUUCACAGUCACUCAGCUCGGCCCGCUGUACCGAGUCAUGAUACGCAAGACGCCAAAGGAUGGCGAGGAGGAAGGAAAGGGACAGGCCAUCGGGUACACUGCAGGCACCAUCGUGGGUAACCUGAUGCGUCAAGACACGAUGCGGUUGUCGACGGUGAACACGGGCAACCCGAACAGCAUGACGGACAGAAAGAAGGUCUCCGUGAACGAGAGAGGAUGGAGAAGCAACUCAGUGUACGGCCUGAGCUUGCUGCUCGGUGCUUACGCUGGGAGGUAUGCAUACGAGCAGGGGUGCCGACGGGCGGAGCUGCUGGCGAUCAAAGACAACGAGAGACAGCACAAGAUCCUCGAGCGACACUACCGACGACUCGGCUUCCGAGCCGUGAAGGACGUCACCGACGACAUCACAUGCGUGGGAGACCGCAUGAUAUGGGGAGGGAUCGGCACGUUGAUGGAGGCAAGCGUGGAGGAGAUGCUGAGAAAGCAUGCGGACGAGAUCCGUCGGAUGGGAGAGGCUGGUGGAUGA
Messenger RNA from Guillardia theta CCMP2712, 753 nucleotides. RefSeq lists its product as hypothetical. The transcript is spliced from 2 exons. Bases 1 to 753 code for a protein of 250 amino acids. The record is from RefSeq and is a predicted model, not a curated record. NCBI's taxonomy places the organism in Eukaryota, Cryptophyceae, Pyrenomonadales, Geminigeraceae.